This is a messenger RNA of Spodoptera littoralis (African cotton leafworm), 1509 nucleotides long. Lineage: Eukaryota; Metazoa; Arthropoda; Insecta; Lepidoptera; Noctuidae. The record is from the annotation of a GenBank genome assembly.
AUGGAAACUAUACUCGAACAGCAAAGAAGUUACCAUGAAGAGAGGGAACGGACGAUGGACGCAAUGGUCAAAGAAAUUCUUCAUAAAAAGACUGGGCACCGUGAAACUAUAAAUGCUGACCAUCGAUUGAAGAAUCUGCACGACAGAUAUGUUGAGUCAACUAUAAGGUUGAAGGAGUUGUAUGAGGAUAAAGAUGGUCUUCGUAAAGAGGAAAUAGCAGCAUUGUCUGGUCCCAGCGAAUUUAAUGAGUUCUAUGCGAGACUUAAGCAAAUCAAAGAGUUUCACAGAAAACAUCCUAAUGAGAUUUGUGUGCCAAUGUCAGUGGAGUUUGAAGAGCUGGCAAAAUUGCGAGAGAAUCCAGCUGAAGAUUUUACAACUCCUGUGGAGUUUACCGAUGAAGAAGGCUAUGGAAAAUAUUUAGAUUUGCAUGAAUGCUACGAGAAGUAUAUCAAUUUGAAAGGCAUAGAAAAAGUGGAUUACAUCACAUACUUGAGCAUCUUUGACCAUCUCUUCGAUAUUCCCCGUGAGCGUAAGAACAGUGAAUACAGAAAUUAUAUCAGAGUUCUUUUGACUUACUUGAAAGACUUUGUGAAUAGAGUAAAACCUCUGCAGGACCAAGCUCAAGAGAUGGCAGCUGCUCACCAGGAGUUCACUAAGCAAUGGGAAGCUGGAACCUUUCCUGGAUGGCCUAAAGAAACUGGUGGUGCCCUGACGAAUGUGGGAGCUCAUUUAGAUCUAUCAGCUUUCUCCUCAUGGGAAGAACUGGCCUCACUUGGUUUGGAUAGAUUAAAGUCUGCCCUCAUGGCUCUCGGGUUGAAAUGCGGUGGUACUUUGGAAGAAAGGGCACAAAGAUUGUUCAGUACAAAAGGCCAGACUUCAUUGGAUAAGUCUCUAGUUGCUAAGAAAGGUGGCAACAAAGCAAAAGCAUCAACCCAACAAAGGCACAAAGAUAUUGCUGCUAUUGAAGCUCAAGUUUACAGAUUUGCCAACAUCGUAAGUAGUACAAGAGCUGCAACUAUUGAGAAUGUGACACGUCGCGCAGCUCGUGCGGCCGGUGAGCGUCGUGAUGACAGUGGUGAUGAGAGUGAUGCCUCCGCCGCUCCGGAUGUCGAUUCUGAUGAUGAUGAAGUGCCAUACAAUCCUAAGAACUUACCUCUUGGAUGGGAUGGCAAGCCUAUCCCAUACUGGCUGUACAAGUUGCAUGGUCUGAACAUCAGCUAUACUUGCGAGAUUUGUGGUAACUACACAUACAAGGGACCGAAGGCGUUCCAACGGCACUUCGCUGAGUGGCGUCACGCUCACGGCAUGAGGUGUCUUGGUAUACCGAACACUGCUCACUUUGCAAACGUUACACAGAUCGAAGACGCACUAGCAUUAUGGGAGAAAAUCAAACAUCAAAAGGAGAAUGAAAGAUUUGUUGCUGAAAAUGACGAGGAAUUUGAAGACUCGCAAGGAAAUGUCGUCAAUCGUAAGACCUACGAAGAUUUGAAACGUCAAGGACUACUAUAA